Molecule: messenger RNA, 1971 nt
Organism: Cryptococcus wingfieldii CBS 7118
Lineage: Eukaryota; Fungi; Basidiomycota; Tremellomycetes; Tremellales; Cryptococcaceae
Product: guanosine-diphosphatase
Exons: 4
Coding region: 1-1971 (656 amino acids)
Biological process (GO): nucleoside diphosphate catabolic process; protein N-linked glycosylation
Cellular component (GO): Golgi apparatus; membrane
Molecular function (GO): UDP phosphatase activity; GDP phosphatase activity
Source: RefSeq, a predicted model, not a curated record
AUGCCACACCCCCACACCGACUCCUCUAUCCCCCUCCCCGCCACAGACGACUCCCCCUUCAUAUCCCUCGGCGUCCGCCACAGAAGCAAGCCUUCCUCUGCCACUACGCCUUCCCCCAAACGAUCAUCCAACAGCAUGUUCAAUGCCAGAAAAUACACCCCGCUGCCGACCAGCUCCAAUGGGCCCGUGCGAAAGAGGACCGGCGCGGGGCUCGUGGCGUGGAAAAGAUGGGCGCUGCUCGCCACUGUCGUCCUGGUCAUUCUUGGCCUCAGUUUCAGACGGUACGGUGGCCAAGAAGAGGCGGUGUACAAUGAGGAUAACACCUACACGCCGUCUCUCGAUGACACUACCGACGAGACCGAGGCGAUCGACUACAGCUCGCCUCCCUUCCGACCUGAAGACUCUGACAUUGCUGCUCCUCACGGCGACGACGAGUCAAAAGAAGAAGACGGAUCUCUCCACAUCCUUCCCAUUGGCGACACUACCAACGAGGACCCUUCCAACCCCCACGACCCCACUUCCUCCGAGGCUGAGACUGCUGCAGAGGCCGACGCAGACUUUACCGAGAUUACCGACGAGACCUCUGGCACCGACGGACAGUCCAACCUCCCGUCUUCAUUCGAGGACGACGAGAACCCCGAGUCUACGACUGCCUGUACUGAGCCCUACGGCGACAAGCCUUUGGUCCAGUACGCCUUGACCAUCGAUGCUGGUUCUACCGGUUCUCGUAUCCACGUCUACAAGUUCCACAACUGCGGUCCUUCUCCCCAGCUCGAGUACGAGACUUUCAAGAUGCUCAACCCUGGUCUUUCUGCCUUUGCUCGUGACCCCACUGCUGCCGCUGCUUCCCUCGACCCUCUCCUUGAAGAGGCUUACAGAGUCGUCCCCGAGAGCUUGAGGAAAUGUACUCCUGUAGAGGUCAAGGCUACUGCUGGUCUGCGUCUUUUGGGUCAACAGGAGAGCGUUGCCAUCCUCGAUGAGGUGAGGAACAGGCUCGAGACCAACUGGGACUUUACUGUGCAUGGCGAGACCGCUGUCGAGAUCAUGGACGGCAAGGACGAAGGCGUCUAUGCUUGGAUCACCGCCAACUACCUCCUCAACAAGAUCGGAGAAGGCGCUACCUCUGAUGACACUCUCGCCGUCAUGGACCUGGGAGGUGCUUCCACCCAAAUCGUAUUCGAGCCCAAGUUCCCCGCCGACUCUGAACAAGCCCUUAUCGAAGGCGAGCACAAGUACGAGCUCAACUUUGGCGGCAAGGAUUUCACUCUUUACCAACACUCUUACCUCGGCUACGGCUUGAUGCGCGCCAGGAGGAGUGUGCACAACCUUGUGGCCUUUACUUGGAGCUUUGGACAGGGUGAAGUCCAGUGGGAUGAGCUGAGCGAGGAGGUCGAGGUGCCCAACCCUUGUCUGUCUAGGGGCAUGACUAGGAGAGUCUCGCUUGACCCUCCCGGCAGGUCUGCUGUCAAUGUCACCAUGCACGGUGCUGUUGGUGGGUACGAGGCUUGCAACAGGGUCGUCGAACUGGUCAUGGCCAAGGACGCCAUCUGUGAGGUCAAGCCCUGCUCUUUCAACGGUGUCUACCAGCCGUCCCUCCUCGACACCUUCCCCCGAGGCCAGCUCCUCGCCCUCUCCUACUUUACCGACCGUAUCAAGCCCCUCCUUCCCGCCAACGCCCCCGGCCUCCUCUCCAUCUCUGAACUCACCUCCAUCGCCAAGGAUGUCUGUGCCGGGCCUGAUGCCUGGGCCGAACGAUGGGGCAGCAACCCCACUGCAAUGGAUGAGUUGAAGGACAGGCCCGAGUACUGCCUCGACCUGACAUUCAUGAACGCCUUGCUCGGGCUCGGGUACGAGCUCAGCCCGGCGAGAGAGUUGAUGGUGGAGAAGAAGCUGAAGGGUGUCGAGCUCGGAUGGGCUCUUGGUGCUGGUUUGGCGCUUGUGGGUAAGGCCGAGUUGACUUGUACUGCCUGA